AUGAUUCUUUCAUUAUUAUCACUAAUGAUCGAUGGAAUUAUUAUCAUUUAUAGUAAACCAUUAGAUAUUGAAUCAGAUACACCAUUAACUAUAAGUUUUAAUCCAUCGUCUAAUCAAGUACAAUUAAAUCAACCAUUAAUAAUACGUUGUGAAGUUCAUUCAUUCAAUAAUAAACAAUUACAAGUCAAUAAUAAUAAUAAUAAUAAUAUACUUAAUGGUUAUAGUAUGUUCUUUCAAUGUCCUAUAGCUCCAUGGGGUAAAUUUUGUUUUCAUAAUUGUCAAUCUGCAUGUGUUGGUGAAAUACCUAAUCAAUGUCCAUAUGAUAAUGAAUUAAGUCUUAUUAAAUGUCGUACUGCUAUGACUGAACAAGAAGGUUUCUCAUGUAAAACAGCUGGAUUAGAAACACCAAAAAUUCCUUUAACUUUAGUUAAACCCAAUGAUAUUCAAUUGAAUACAAUGGAUCUAUCAAAGACUAAAACAUCAUCAUCAUCAUCUAAUCUCAUUCAAUGAUAUCUCAUUUGAAUAAAACUAUAUCUAAUGAAUAUAAUACACAGAAAGAUGAAUCUAAUCCAUUGAAUAAUGGAAUGAAUCAAUCGAUAAAACGAAUCAAUUCUGAACUUAAAGAAAGUUUCAAACAUUCGGUCUGUACAAGUUCGUGCUUGUUAGUAAGAAAUACCUGCUAUCUUUAGGAAAGUGAUGUUUCCUGUGAGAUUCUUUCUUAUUGGAUUCAGUUUCAUUAUGAGAGAUGGGACUGAUAAGUUAUUUACAAAGUGGCUCGUUUCAACCAACCGAAAAUUUGCUUUCAAAAUUUCUUACCGAUUCUCUUCAAUCGAAUAACAUCAAAACACAGUAUGCAUAGUGUUAGGUCUCUUGAACUAUUGAGGGAUAAAUAAUAUUUAUAUCAGUGUCAUGAGUGAUCAUUUAUUGAUAUAAAUACAUUGUUUCUAUCUAUCCCUUUGAAUUCUUAUAACCACUUAAUCCAGAAUCCCAGUAUCCCAUAAGUUGAAUUCAUAUUUUCAACUCUCUAGAUCAAAAACUCUGUGAAUCAUCUAACUGUCCGAUGAUGAACUUACUUACUUACGCCUGUUACUCCUCGUGGAGGAGCAUAGGUCGCUCACCAGCACAAUUCAUUCAACCCUGCCCUGGGCAAUCCUUCCCAGUUAUUUGCAGUUAUUAUUCGCUUGUUUCAUAUCUGCUUCUCUUUUCAAAUGUAAUAUGUUAUUUGGCCUUCCA
Molecule: messenger RNA, 1233 nt
Organism: Schistosoma bovis
Lineage: Eukaryota; Metazoa; Platyhelminthes; Trematoda; Strigeidida; Schistosomatidae
Source: the annotation of a GenBank genome assembly